Messenger RNA from Phytophthora infestans T30-4, 2257 nucleotides. RefSeq names its product DNA topoisomerase, putative. Bases 1 to 2154 code for a protein of 717 amino acids. The transcript is spliced from 3 exons. Gene Ontology annotation, molecular function: DNA binding; DNA topoisomerase type I (single strand cut, ATP-independent) activity. NCBI's taxonomy places the organism in Eukaryota, Oomycota, Peronosporomycetes, Peronosporales, Peronosporaceae. Gene Ontology annotation, biological process: DNA topological change; DNA replication; chromosome segregation. The record is from RefSeq and is a predicted model, not a curated record. Gene Ontology annotation, cellular component: chromosome; nucleolus.
AUGGACAGCAGCGACGACGACUUGAUCCCCAUCUCGGUACUACGCAAGAAGAGCAAACCGUCGACGCCCAAUGGUCCGUCUCCCUCGGCCAGACGCAGUGCAGCACGCGUGAAGCAGCCCAGCAAGAAGACAACAACCAAAAGCAGUAAAGCUAGUACAGACAAGAAGAAGGUGUCGGUUAAGAAAGAGACGGGUUUGAAGCGGAAGGCCUCAAGUUCCUCCGCCUCUUCUGCCUCCAAAAGCCGGAAGAUUAAGGUCACGUCGUCGGCAUCCAACGGCAAGGUCAAGGUGAAGAAGGAGCGGUCGGUUAAUGUUCGUAAACUCAAGGUGCAGUCCAAGAGCGAGCGACUGGAUAUGGCCAUCAAGGCCUUUCGCUGGUGGAACGCAGAGGAGUUGCCGGAAGGUAUCCAAUGGCGCACACUAGAGCACAACGGCGUCAUGUUCCCUCCCCCCUACCAACCCCACCACGUACCUUUACUAUACAAUGGUCAGGAGAUCGAACUGACUCCUAGUCAGGAAGAGGUGGCCAGUUUCUACGCUGCUAUCCCUAAAGACGGCCCGCAACUAGGCAACCCGAAGACAGCCAAGAUCUUCAACAAGAACUUCUUCACCGACUUUAAGAAGGUGCUGGGCAAACAACAUGAAGUCAAGACCUUUGACGGCUGCGACUUUUCUCGAAUUGCUGCUCAUUUGGAGAAACUACGCGAGGAGAAGAAGAACAUGACGAAGGAGGAGAAACUACCGGAGAAAGAGAAGCGUGAGAUGGAGCUCUUCACCAAUGGCUUUGCCUUUGUAGAUGGUCAUUUAGAGAAGGUUGGCAACUUCCGUAUUGAGCCUCCUGGUCUCUUCCGGGGUCGUGGAGAACACCCAAAGACUGGUACCUUGAAGGAACGUGUAAUGCCCGAAGAUGUGACGGUCAAUGUGGGUAUUUCCGAUCGUGUACCCAUUUGCAAUGUCCCGGGUCAUGCUUGGAAGCAAGUGAUCCAUCGAGAUACAGUGUCGUGGCUAGCAUACUGGAACGAGAACGUGAUGGGCGGCAUCAAGUACGUGUUCUUUGCCGCUAGUUCGAGCUUUAAGGGCAAAUCGGACUUGGCAAAGUACGAGAAGGCUCGACGACUGAAGAAAUGCAUUGACAAGAUUCGUCGGGACUAUACGAAGGGAUUAAAGGCCAAGGAUAUGUUCACAAAGCAGCGGUCGACUGCUAUGUGGGUCAUCGACGUUCUGGCGCUGCGUGUGGGUAACGAGAAAGGCGAAGACGAGGCGGAUACCGUCGGUUGUUGUAGUCUGCGUGUGGAGCACAUGUCCUUCAAUGACGAGAACUGUGCCGUCACGCUGUCGUUCUUGGGUAAGGACUCGAUGCCGUACAAUAACACGGUGGAGCUUGCGCAGUACGGAGACGUCGGCAAGCAAGUGUACCAUAACUUACAGAAGUUCUGCACCAAGAAGGGCAAAAACGAGGAAGUUUUCCACGAGUUGUCGGUCACAGAACUGAACAAACACUUGAGCUCACUGAUGCCUGGCCUCAGCGCCAAAGUGUUCCGUACGUUCAAUGCGUCGUUUACGCUGGAGAAGGAGCUGCCUGGACCGUCAGGACAAGAGCUGGAUCCACACGGCAAAUUGGAAGUGGCGCCGAAGGUUGUGCUGUACAAUGACGCCAACCGGAAGGUCGCUAUCUUGUGUAAUCACCAACGUACUGCGCCCAAGUCUUUCGACACGACGUUGGACAAGAUGAAUGCGCAACUGGGUCAGUUGAAAGACCAACUGAAGGAUCUGAAGCAAAUGCAGAAGCUCAUUGCCGCAGGUAAAGGCAGCAGCGUCAAGCUGAAGAAGGAGAAGCCUGCGUCGGAGAAAGAGGAAGACGCGUUGGCGAAGAAAGCUCAAGCGCAUCUGUUCCAACGGACGCCGUCGGCGGACCAAGUUGCCAAGAAGAUUGAGAGCUGGAAGAAGAAGAUCAAGGCGUUGUCUCUGCGUCUUCAGGACAAGACGGACAACAAGGAAGUGGCGCUCGGCACGUCCAAGCUUAACUACAUGGACCCGCGCAUCACCGUCGCUUGGUGCAAAAGGAAUGAAGUGCCCAUUUCGGCAGUAUUCUCCAAGACAUUGCGAGAGAAAUUCGUGUGGGCCAUGGACGUGGACCCCGACUGGAAGUUCUGACCGAGUCGACAAGCAGGGAAUACUCCCAGCUUCAAUGAAACAUAAAAAAAUGGGUUUCCAUACAAAUAGUACAGCAAAAAGCCUCGCGCUUUAUUUCCUCCUU